Molecule: messenger RNA, 489 nt
Organism: Ziziphus jujuba (common jujube)
Lineage: Eukaryota; Viridiplantae; Streptophyta; Magnoliopsida; Rosales; Rhamnaceae
Exons: 2
Coding region: 1-489 (162 amino acids)
Source: RefSeq, a predicted model, not a curated record
AUGGCUAUCACUCGAACAUUGAAGAUGUCACCUUAUGAGGCGUUGUAUGAGAGACAAUGUCGAACUCCAUUAUGUUGGAAUGAGACAGGUGAAAGGAAACUUCUGGACCCUGAGAUUGUUCAGGCGACAGUGGAUAAGCUCUCUCCUUGGAAAGGUGUAGUACGUUUUGGACAACGAGGGAAGUUAAGUCCUCGCUACAUUGGACCGUAUGAGAUAGUAGAGAGGAUAGGUCCAGUGGCUUACAGGGUUGACUUGUCGGAGGAGCUUUCUCGAGUCCAUGAUGUUUUUCACAUCUCCAUGCUCCGCAAGUAUAUCUCAAACCCAUCACAUGUGUUGGAGACACCAAAGAUUGAAUUGGGGGAUGACUUGUCUUAUGAGGAGCAGCCAGUGCAGAUUUUAGGAAGGGAAGAGAAAAGGCUUCGCAACAAGACUAUAGCUUUGGUGAAGGUUCUUUGGAGAAACCAAAUUGUCGAGGAGGUGACUUGGUAG